AUGUGAGUGGAGGUGCCGGAAUAAGAACCGCGUCAGCCUUUUCUUCAUGUCGUCUCCUCGCGGGUCCUGACCGACGAGCCCACGAUGAGGCGCUACGUGUGGAGGUUCCUCGUGCCUCCUCUCCUCCUCUUCUCCCUCUUCGCUUAUGGUGGCUGGACAUGUCGGCGCUGCAGGGCAUCCUCCCAGGGACGCUGUGGUGCGGGAUGGGGGACCAGGCUGCCACCUACCACCAGCUGGGGCCUCGUCGACAGCUGGAUUCCUGCUGUCGGGCGCACGACCACUGCCCCAUCAAGCUAAGGCCCAUGAUGACGCGAUAUGGGUUGACGAAUUACGGGUUCAAGACCAUGUCCCACUGCUCCUGCGACCUGGAGUUCUAACCGCUUGCCUGAAGGCCCGCCGGGGACAGCGUGGCCACCAUGGUCGGCCAGGUGUACUUCAACUACCUCAAGAUGGAGUGCAUCGACGUCCCGAGUCCCAAAAGCUGUUAUUCUCCCUCCGUGACGAUAAGAACCAUCAACGUUUCCUUUCCCUCCGACACGGCAACAGUAGCUCCUCCUCCCCCACCUCCUCCCUCCUCCUCGACGUCGGGAACGAAGACGAGGGAUGCGCAGGAGAGGACGAAGAAUAAGAAGAAUAAGAAUAAGAGGAGGAGGAGGCCCAGGCUGUCCUGUCUCCGUCGGGAUGGUGAAGGGGGCUGUCGGUUCUGGCUGCCCAAUCCCAAGGGCUUCACGACGCGGCUGCAGAUUGUCAAGACGACGCUAAACUUUUAGAGGGAUGAGGCGGGUUUUUAGGAUUUAGCUUUUUAAUUAUUUAUCUAUUUAUCUAUAAUUAUUUUGUUAUUAUUAUUAUUAUUAUUAUCAUUAUUAUUAUUAUCCAUUAUUAUCACUACUAUUGUUGUUAUUAUCGCUAUUAUCAUCAUUAUUAUAGUGGUUGUUUUUAUUACGAUUACUAUUUGUACAGCCAUACCAAAUGCUAUAGAAGGGACACUUAAAUCCUUCCUUUAUUCUCACGCUACCGAGAAAAAAAAAUAGAAUGACAGGACACAUAGGCCUGUAAAAUUUGGAAUGAGAUUUGAACCUGAGACUGUAUUUUUAGGUUUUUAGAAGUCUGUGAUAGAAUUUUAUGAUUAGGACUAAUGCUGUGAACGCCUAGGUACCUUUUAAUGUAUUAUUUUUAUGCAUGUGUAUAGGCCUAGGUAAAAAGAAAAGUGUCGAAUUUUUAUGAUUGUUAUGAUUAGGACAAACGCUGUGAACGCCCAGGUACAAAAAAUCAUGUGUAUAGGCAUAGUUAAAAAAAGUCGAAUUUCAGCAUAAGCAUAAGAGAUGUGUUCUAUUUUUAAUGUGUAUAGGCCUAGGUAAAAAAGUUAAAUUUCAGCAUAAGCAUAAGAGAUGUGUUCUAUUUUUAAUGUGUAUAGGUCUAGGUAAAAAAAGUCAAAUUUCAGCAUAAGCAUAAGAGAUGUGUUCUAUUUUUGAUGUGUAUAGGCCUAGGUAAAAAAGUCAAAUUUCAGCAUAAGCAUAAGAGAUGUGUUCUAUUUUUAAUGUGUAUAGGUCUAGGUAAAAAAGUCAAAUUUCGACAUAGGCUUAGAAAUGUGUUCUAUUUUUAAUGUGUAUAGGCCUAGGUAAAAAAAAAAUAUCAACAUAGGCAAAAAUGUGUUCUAUUUUUAAUGCGUAUAGGCCUAGGUAAAAAAAAAAAA
This is a messenger RNA of Penaeus vannamei (Pacific white shrimp), 1693 nucleotides long. The record is from RefSeq and is a predicted model, not a curated record. NCBI's taxonomy places the organism in Eukaryota, Metazoa, Arthropoda, Malacostraca, Decapoda, Penaeidae.